AUGGUUCUGCAAAACAGCGGAAGUUAUAGAGCGGACCGGGGACAAGGUGAUCAGGAGAGUCAACAGGAUGACGGGUCCUCCAUGUCGGCCCUCAGGAGGCUGGAGCGCAGUCAGUUUACCGACGAGAUGGACGCCCGUUUCGGUUUUGAGCGGAUGAAGGAACCGGGAGAGAAGACCGGCUGGCUCAUCAACAUGCACCCUACAGAGAUCCUGGAUGAUGAUAAAAGACUGAUCAGUGCCGUGGAUUAUUAUUUCAUCCAGGAAGAUGGCAGCCGAUUCAAGGUUGCUCUCCCCUUUAAGCCCUAUUUUUACAUAGCUACUAAAAAGAACUGUGAAAGAGAAGUCAUCUCAUUCCUGUCCAAGAAGUUUCAAGGAAAGGUGGCAAAACUUGAAAUUCUCCCUAAGGAGGAUCUAGAUCUGCCUAACCACCUAGUUGGACUGAAGAGAAAUUAUAUCAAGCUAUCAUUCAACACUGUGGAUGACCUCAUCAAGGUCAAGCGUGAGAUCUCUCCAGCUGUGCGCAAGAACAGAGAGCGAGAGCAAUCCAAUGACAUUUACACCGCAAUGCUGUCAAGCGCCUUGUCAGGUGGAAACGUGAUGACAGCAGAUGAGGAUGGGAUGUCAAAGAAAAUUUCUGACCAGUUAGACAACAUAGUGGAUAUGAGAGAGUAUGAUGUGCCCUAUCAUGUGCGCCUUUCCAUCGACCUCAAGAUCCAUGUGGCACACUGGUACAAUAUUCGAUACAGAAGCAGUGCUUACCCACCAGAGAUUGUACGGAGAGAUGAUCUCGUGGAACGCCCAGACCCAGUUGUUUUGGCUUUUGAUAUAGAAACCACCAAGCUUCCUCUGAAAUUCCCAGAUGCAGAGACAGAUCAGAUUAUGAUGAUCUCGUACAUGAUUGAUGGACAAGGCUUCUUAAUUACAAACAGAGAGAUUGUCUCUGAGGACAUUGAGGAUUUCGAGUUUACCCCCAAGCCAGAAUAUGAAGGACCUUUCACCGUUUUCAAUGAAGCUGAUGAGGCAGCCCUCAUACAGAGAUGGUUUGAUCACGUUCAAGAGACCAAACCAAACAUCUUUGUAACCUACAAUGGAGAUUUCUUUGAUUGGCCUUUUGUGGAAACUAGAGCCACCCACCAUGGAUUGAAUAUGCACAAAGAGAUUGGCUUCCAGAAAGAUAGCCAGGGAGAGUACAAGUCCAGUCAGGCUAUCCAUAUGGACUGCCUAAGGUGGGUAAAAAGAGACAGCUACCUGCCAGUGGGCAGCCAUAACCUAAAGGCAGCAGCUAAGGCCAAGCUGAGCUAUGACCCUGUAGAGCUAGACCCUGAAGAGAUGUGCCGCAUGGCUACAGAGGAACCACAGACUUUAGCCACCUACUCUGUGUCAGAUGCCGUGGCCACAUAUUAUCUCUAUAUGAAAUACGUCCACCCCUUCAUCUUUGCUCUCUGCACCAUCAUCCCUAUGGAGCCUGAUGAGGUACUGCGUAAGGGUUCUGGAACUCUCUGCGAGGCCUUGCUCAUGGUGCAGGCCUUCCACGCUAACAUCAUCUUCCCCAACAAGCAGGAGCAGGUCUUCAACAAGCUGACAGAUGAUGGCCACGUCUUAGACUCUGAGACCUAUGUGGGAGGCCAUGUAGAAGCCCUGGAGUCAGGUGUAUUUCGCAGUGACAUCCCCUGCCGUUUCAAAAUGAACCCAGCAGCAUUUGACUUGCUGCUUCAAAGAGUUGAGAAAACAAUGCGUCAUGCUGUUGAGGAAGAAGAGAAGGUCCCUUUGGAGCAGGUCACCAACUUUAAUGAGGUCUGUGACGAGAUCAAAAAGAAGCUGAUCUCCCUGAAAGAAGUUCCUAACAGGAUAGAAUGCCCUCUCAUUUACCAUCUGGAUGUCGGGGCUAUGUACCCUAAUAUCAUCCUCACCAAUCGCUUGCAGCCAUCCGCUAUGGUUGAUGAGGCUACUUGUGCUGCCUGUGACUUCAACAAGCCUGGUGCCACUUGCCAGAGAAGGAUGGCAUGGCAGUGGAGAGGGGAAAUCAUGCCUGCAAGCCGCAGUGAGUUUCACCGUAUCCAGCAGCAACUAGAGUCAGAGAAGUUUCCUCCAUUGUUCCCUAAUGGCCCACCUCGAGCCUUCCACACUCUGACCCGGGAGGAGCAAGCAAAGCAUGAGAAGAAACGCUUGGCAGACUACUGUAAAAAGGCUUAUAAGAAGAUACAUCUUACCAGGCUGGAGAAGAGAGUCACUACUGUCUGUCAGAGAGAAAAUUCCUUCUACGUCGACACAGUCAGAGCUUUCAGAGACCGGCGUUAUGAAUUCAAAGGGCUGCACAAGGUAUGGAAGAAGAAGCUGGCAGCAGCGCAGGACUGCGGAGAUGCUGCUGAAGUGAAGCGCUGUAAGAACAUGGAGAUCCUCUAUGACUCUCUUCAGCUGGCUCACAAAUGUAUCCUCAACUCCUUCUAUGGCUACGUCAUGAGGAAAGGGGCACGGUGGUACUCCAUGGAGAUGGCGGGAAUUGUGUGUUAUACUGGUGCCAACAUUAUCACUCAGGCCAGAGAGCUCAUUGAGCAAAUAGGGAGGCCUCUUGAGUUGGACACUGAUGGUAUCUGGUGUGUCCUCCCCAACACCUUUCCUGAGAACUUUGUGGUGAAGACAAGUAAUGAGAAGAAACCCAAGGUGACCAUAUCCUAUCCAGGGGCCAUGCUGAACAUCAUGGUAAAGGAGGGCUUCACUAAUGACCAGUACCAAGAACUGGUUGAUCCUGCCUCCCUCACCUACGAAACCAGGUCAGAGAACAGCAUCUUCUUUGAGGUGGAUGGGCCCUACCUGGCCAUGAUCUUGCCAGCCUCUAAAGAAGAAGGGAAGAAACUGAAGAAAAGAUAUGCUGUGUUUAAUGAGGAUGGCUCCUUGGCUGAGCUAAAGGGUUUUGAGGUGAAGAGGAGAGGAGAACUCCAACUCAUUAAGAUCUUUCAGUCCUCGGUGUUUGAGGCCUUCCUCAAAGGCACCACUCUGGAGGAAGUAUAUGCCUCUGUGGCCAAAGUGGCAGACUAUUGGCUGGAUGUGCUCUACAGCAAGGCUGCCAAUAUGCCAGAUGCGGAGUUGUUUGAGCUGAUCUCAGAGAACCGCUCUAUGUCCAGGAAGCUGGAGGACUAUGGAGAGCAGAAAUCUACUUCUAUCAGCACAGCCAAGAGACUAGCUGAGUUCCUGGGGGAUCAGAUGGUUAAAGAUGCCGGUCUGAGCUGUCGCUAUGUCAUCUCCCGCAAACCAGAGGGAUCCCCUGUCACAGAGAGGGCCAUACCCCUGGCCAUCUUCCAAGCUGAGCCCAGUGUAAAGAAGCAUUUCCUUCGUAAGUGGCUGAAGAUGCCCACCCUGAGUGACUUGGACAUCCGCACUAUUCUUGACUGGAGCUACUACAUUGAGAGGCUGGGAAGUGCAAUCCAAAAAAUCAUUACCAUUCCAGCAGCUUUGCAACAGGUAAAGAAUCCAGUACCCAGAGUUAGGCACCCUGACUGGCUUCACAAGAAACUUCUGGAGAAGAAUGACAUCUACAAGCAGAAGAAGAUCAGUGAGCUAUUCAUCAGUGAGGGCAAGAGACAGGUGGCCCACCAGACUCUUGAGCCAGGCGAAGCUGCAGAUAUGGAAGAUUUUGGGAUGCAGGCCAGGCCGCUGCAGCCAGCCAUCUUAAUCAGUACCAAGCGUAAACGGGUGUCCCAGGGCGAGGACAGCCAGGUGGAGUCCCAGGAUUUGGAGCUCAUACAAUCUUGGAGGGAGAUUCUGGGACCGCCACCACCAAUGGGAGCAACACGAGAGGAGCGUCUAGUGUGGCUUCGCUAUCAUAAGAAAAAGUGGGAGCUGCAGCUGAAGCAGAGGAAGGAGAAGAAGAAGAAGAGGAAAUUAUUGGAUGGAGAGGCCCAGCCAGUUGGAGGAGGGGUGAUCAGAGAUGGCCCCACCUCAGGCCUGGGCAACUUCCUACGCAGAACAGCCCGCAGCAUCCUGGACAUGCCUUGGCAGAUUGUACAGAUUGCUGAGACAGGUCACCCCGGUCUCUACAAGUUGUGGGCUGUGAUUGGUAAUGACCUCCACUGUAUGAAGCUCAGCAUCCCACGGGUCUUCUAUGUCAAUCAGAAAGUCCCUAAGCAGGAAGACGGAGCCAUAUACAAAAAGGUCAACCGAAUGCUGCCUCGCUCCAACAUGGUUUACUACUUGUAUGAAUAUUCUGUAUCAGAAGACAUGUACCAGGAGCAUAUCAAUGAGAUCAACGCCGAUCUCUCAGCCCCGGACAUUGAGGGGGUCUACGAAACUCAGGUCCCCUUGCUGUUCCGUGCCCUGGUGCAGCUGGGCUGUAUGUGCAUGGUCAACAAGCAGGUGGUGCGGGAUCUGGGUGGCAGGGAGGCAGACACUUUUGAUCUGGAGCAUCUGGAGAUGAGAUCUCUGGCCCAGUUCAGCUACCUGGAACCUGGGAGUGUUCGCCACAUCUACCUGUACCACCACAGCCAGGGUCAAAAAGCUUUGUUUGGUCUAUUUAUCCCUUCACAACGCAAGGCCAGCGUCUUUGUCCUGGAUACCGUCCGAAGCAACCAGAUGCCAAACCUGAGUACCCUCUAUGGAGCAGAGCGCACAGCCCUCCUGGAAAAGACUACUGAGGAGCUCCUACCUCCAGAGAAACACAACUUUGAUGUGCGGGCCGAAAAUGACAUUAAACCAAUCCACAGGGCUCUGCAACGUAUACUGCUCAACUACAAGGGGGAGCGUCGUGGCCCCACCCUGAUUGCAGUGCAGUCCAACUGGGAGUUGCGGCGGCUAGCGGCCGGGAUGCCAUUGCUGGAGGAAUUCCCAGUGGUUCCAGUGCAUGUGGUGGAUGAGAUCAGCUAUAACGUGUUGGACUGGCAACGUCACGGCGCCCGACGUAUGAUACGUCACUACCUCAACCUGGACAGCUGCCUGUCCCAGGCCUUCGACAUGGCCAGGUACUACCACUUGCCAGUAGGAAACUUGCCUCAGGAUGUAUCCAUCUUUGGCUCAGACCUGUUCCUAGCCAGACACCUACGGAAGCACAACCACCUGCUGUGGUUAUCCCCCACGGCCAGACCCGACCUAGGGGGUAAGGAAGCUGAUGACAGUCGCCUGGUGAUGGAGGGCGACGAGAGGGCCUCCAUGGAGAUCAAUUCACAAGGGUGUUACUCUACAGUGUGUGUGGAGCUUGACCUGCAGAGCCUGGCAGUGAACACCAUCCUGCAGUCGCAGCAUGUAAACGAUAUGGAGGGAGGGGCCAGUCUGGGUGUCAGCUUUGAUGUGAUCCAGCAGGCCUCACUGGAGGACAUGAUGUCAGGGAACCAAGGUGCCAGUGCGUUGGCCAGCUAUGAUGAGACAGCUCUCUGCUCAAACACUUUUAGGAUCCUGAAGAGCAUGGUAGUGGGCUGGGUCAGGGAGAUUACACAGUUCCACAAUGUGUAUGCAGACAAUCAGGUGAUGCACUUCUAUCGCUGGCUGCGCUCCCCCAGCUCUCUUCUCUAUGACCCAGCUCUGCAUCGCACCCUACACAACAUGAUGAAAAAGGUCUUCUUACAGCUGGUUGCAGAGUUUAAGCGUCUUGGCUCCACUGUGGUGUAUGGGAACUUCAACAGGAUCAUCCUGUGUACUAAAAAACGGAGGAUAGUUGACGCGAUCGGCUAUGUGGAAUACAUCACCAACAGCAUACAUUCCCGGGAAAUCUUCCAUUCCCUGUCCAUCUCCUUUUCCCGAUGCUGGGAGUUUCUGCUGUGGAUGGACCCAUCCAACUAUGGAGGAGUGAAGGGCAAACUGCCUUCCAGCCUCCUGUAUGGAGAGGAUAGAACCAGUCAGAACAUAAAGAAACGCAAUAAUGAUGAGGAAGAAGGCAGUGAUGAUGAGGAAGAAGAACAAGCUGCUGGUGAGGAAGAUGAUGGGGAUAGAGAGAUUGAUGAGGUGGAGGAGCUGAUUGAGAGCAACUGGAACAUCAUGCAGUAUCUGCCGCAAACUGCCUCCUGUCAGAAAUACUUCCUGAUGAUCGUCUCAGCCUACAUUGCAGCCAUCUAUCACAGCAUGAAGGAGGAGCUGAGACGCAAUGCCCCUGGGGCAACACCAGUCAAAAGGCGGGGUGGAAGCCAGGCUUCCCAGCAGGCAGCAGAAGAUUUGAGUACUCUCCCUGGUAUGAUCUCCUUCUCCCAGGAAUAUGUGUCAAAUGAGCUGACUCAAAACAUUUUCACCAUCACUCAAAAAAUCCAGAAGAAGGUAACAGGUACCAGAAGUGUGAGUCAGCAGUCUGACAUGUUCCCUGCCCUACCUGGGUCCCACCUGCCACUUAACAACCCAGCCCUGGAGUUCAUCAAAUAUGUGUGCCAGGUGCUUUCACUGGAUACCAACAUUUUGAACCAGGUGAACAAACUGAAGAGGGACCUGCUGCGUCUGGUGGAUGUCGGAGAGUUCUCUGACGAAGCCCAGUUCUGUGACCCCUGUAACUCCUACAUCCUGCCAGAGGUCAUCUGCCACCACUGCAACUUCUGUCGUGACCUUGACCUCUGCAAGGACCCAACAAUGGCACAGGAUGGGUCAGUCCUUCCCCAAUGGUUCUGCUCCAAUUGCCAGGCCCAGUAUGAGACUGAGUCUAUUGAGAUGGCUCUGGUGGAUGCCUUGCAAAAGAAACUGAUGAGCUUCACUCUACAGGACCUGGUAUGUACUAAGUGUAAAGGGGUGAAGGCAGCAAACAUGCCCCUCUACUGUGACUGUGCUGGAAACUUUGACUUGACUUUCUCAACCAAGAGCUUCUCAGAGCAGAUCAAUGUGUUCAAGAACAUCGCGUCCCACUACAACAUGAGUUUCCUUGGGGAGACCAUUGAUUGGCUCCUGGUCAUGAACCCACAGAUCAGCUCGACUGCUCAUUAACUAAUAUCUGCCACAGAGAUCCUUACUGCAGUGUGCUAUAUGGACACCCUAUGCUAAUCCAUUUUUGCUACAGGAAGUCCAUCAAAAAACUGUAAUUAAGCCUACUCACUUUUUCCUCUUGCCAUACCUAGUCAGCACGAUGUAUUUCUGAUUGUGUAUAAUCAGGAGUCAUAACUGUAUGGUUCAGAAAAUAAAUAUGGAUUGUAGAUAUGUUUACAUUAUUGACCAUGUUGUAUCAGAAUUUUUAUCAGUAUCUA
Molecule: messenger RNA, 7142 nt
Organism: Lampris incognitus (smalleye Pacific opah)
Lineage: Eukaryota; Metazoa; Chordata; Actinopteri; Lampriformes; Lampridae
Gene: pole
Product: polymerase (DNA directed), epsilon
Exons: 48
Coding region: 1-6885 (2294 amino acids)
Biological process (GO): DNA replication; DNA replication proofreading; nucleotide-excision repair, DNA gap filling
Cellular component (GO): nucleus; epsilon DNA polymerase complex
Molecular function (GO): nucleotide binding; DNA binding; zinc ion binding
Source: RefSeq, a predicted model, not a curated record